UGCAACGAAAGCCAGAACUCUUCCUCCUCCUCCUCGGCCUCAACCUCAUCUUCUUCCCAGCAACCAUCUCAGGAUUUCCUGGGUCACUUUACCCAGGUGAGCUCACCAAACAGUGGGGACCGUAAACACCGUGACGCCGGUGCCGUCUUGCCCUUCAUCGGCCUCACUGACAGGAAGGAGCAGAGUCGUAGCUGCUGUAAGAAUGGAGGAACGUGUAUCCUGGGCAGCUUCUGCGCGUGUCCUCCGUUCUUCACCGGACGGAACUGCGAGUAUGACCAGCGCAUCAGGAGCUGUGGUUUGAUUCCACAUGGUGAGUGGGUUCAGAAGGGCUGUUCCUACUGUCGCUGUGGUUACGGCAUCCUCCAGUGCUUCCCCCACAUCUUCCAUAAAGACUGUGAUGACUCGGAGGAGGUGCGUUGGUAUCGUUCAUCAGCUGUCGGCACAGUUCAGACCAGCUGCUCCGUGUAUGCGUCGCUGCUUCUUCUUCUGCUCCUGUGCCUCUGACGGUGCUGAAAACAGCUGCUGGACUGAAACCUCUGGACUCGUUUGAAAUACUGAGCUGUUGACUUGUUUCUGUCCCAACCUGAGCUUCAUAAGCUUUUAAAAACUGUUUAUUGGAUGUUUUCAAACUGCUACGGUACAAGAGGAGUAAACUGACAUCAGGAGUUGUGGUUUCUCAAGUGAAGACCUGCUGCUUUCAGUUGUCCUUAGACAUUUAAUGAAUUUUAAACUCAGCUGGUUGAAAAUAUUUUGGGGACACACAGAAGCUGCACGAGACUAAGCUGCUCAUAGCUGUGUCAGGCACCAAAUCCUUUGAAGGCUGACUAUGAAAUGUGUGGGGACCGAAGGCUGAAUGUGUUUAAACCAUCAAACCAAUUUUUUUCAAGAAUUUAGUGAACUCAUUUGACUGAUCAGUUCUUUAAAAAAGCGCAUUUGAACCAAUUCCACUUUGUUUUUAGAGGUGUUAAGUGUAAACAUCUGGACAACAGUAUUACGUUUUAACAAUUUAGGAUUCAGCGCUGAAUGUCAGUAAAUAUUAAUGUAGAUUUUAAUACCUCCAAUUACCUCUAAAGCUAAUCAGCAGUGAUUUUUUUUUUUUUUUGUCCAAACUGUCCAAUUCUUAAAACGCUUCCCUCCAAUGGAAUCUAAUCUGUGUCCAUGUCUUGAUGAACCCAAUGUCUGAGAUUUUUGUGAAACUGUUUUUUUUUUGUAAUUUCCACACCUGUAGCUGAUGUCAGCUGAUUUUGUUCUUUGUAAAAGAAGAAGCGAGAAGUAUUGUUUUGAACUUUGCGUCUUCUGUCUGUUUGCACAAACUGAGCUGAUGUGACUGUUUGUCCCUUAAUUAAAAACAUACGUGUUAUG
Messenger RNA from Monopterus albus (swamp eel), 1362 nucleotides. It is a transcript of the gene tdgf1, whose product is annotated as teratocarcinoma-derived growth factor 1. The transcript has 4 exons. The record is from RefSeq and is a predicted model, not a curated record. The annotation marks the transcript as partial. NCBI's taxonomy places the organism in Eukaryota, Metazoa, Chordata, Actinopteri, Synbranchiformes, Synbranchidae.